Monomorium pharaonis (pharaoh ant) is the source of this 3445-nucleotide messenger RNA. It is a transcript of the gene MBD-R2, whose product is annotated as PHD finger protein 20. Gene Ontology annotation, biological process: regulation of transcription by RNA polymerase II. Lineage: Eukaryota; Metazoa; Arthropoda; Insecta; Hymenoptera; Formicidae. Gene Ontology annotation, cellular component: NSL complex. The record is from RefSeq and is a predicted model, not a curated record. Gene Ontology annotation, molecular function: DNA binding.
GUUUUAUAUUUUUUUUUUUACAGUAGAAAGACGUGCGGUGAUGAUUCGCGCGCGCUUGUCGGCGACGGCAGCGCCACUGGAUCGAGUCGCGGCGACUACGACGACGUCGGCGAGGAUUCCAACACUGCUCGAUGCUGCCGUAUCGAUCGGUUGAUCAGUGUCGCGCGUGUAGCCGAAACGUUUGGUUGUACCGGUCGUCUCGCGGUCGUGUCAUCGGCGGGGCAGGCGGUCCGAGUGGAGCGCGCGAUUCGCGUACAAGCGAGAAAGCGCGAGAGGGAGAGAAAGAGAGGGAUACGCGUAUCCCGCGCGAAGCGGUGAGGUCGAUCCACGCGGUGCGAAGCAGGCAGAGUGUGCGUGUGUGUGUGUGUCGAACGACGACGAGUGUCCCGCACGCGGAAACCGCGCGUUCCCGGUCUCCGCUAGUGGCAGCGCUGCCGCUAUGUAGCGCCGGGCGGUCUGUAAAUGAAGCGGCGGCGUAUACCGCGCUCGCGUGCCGAGGGGAGGGUACCGUCCGCCGUAACCGCGGCAGCCGCGGCUGCGGCGGCGGCGGCGGCGGCGGUAACGACGACUACGGAGGAGGCGACGGAGGCAGCGGGGGUGAUAGGAAUGGCGCGCAAAUGUUGCGUGCGUAGCUGCAAGGCGGACGUGCGGGAGGCUCGCGCUAAAGGACUACCGCUGCACAAGUUCCCCAAGGACGCCGCGCUGAGGGACAGGUGGUUGGCCAGCGGCGGCUUCGACGAGUGUUUCAAGCCGACGCCAGGCCAGGUCGUCUGCCAUAGGCAUUUCAAACGCGCCGACUACGAGCCCACGCGGGGCGGCUCGCACAAGCUCCUGCUCAAGCGGGGCAGCGUGCCCACCGUCUUCGCGAACUAUGACGAUCAUCCUGAUCCUGUUAUUAUGUCAGUGAAGUCUUCUACAUCUUAUGCUCAAGAAGAUUUGGACCUGAUCAAUUCAGAAAUACUGAAUUUAGAACACUCCACCUCGCCAUUGUUAUCUGAAGCGAGAACACCCAAGUCUGACAGUUGUGGUGAAAUAUGCCACUCCAGACCCGAAUCCUCGGCAGACUCCUUAAACCUCCCUGAUAACUCGGAGGUAGCGGAUAAUGAAUACAAAAGUGUGAUAAAUCCGAAAGAAGAGGGCAAGAUAUCUAUGAAGGACAAAUUAAUCGAAAACUCGGAUAAUAAAGUGAACACAGUAGCGAUGCAACUUGGUAUCGUCGAACCAGCUGAAGCUGAUGCGAUGAAGUGUGACGUCAAAGAUUUAAUAGUGAAGGAAGAAUUAAAAUUGACCGAGAACAAAGAAUUCGACAAAUCGGAAGAGUUAAAACCAAAGGUUCUGAAUCGUGGCGGUUUGAAAUUCUAUCCUGGUGCCAAGUUGGAAGCGAAAGACUUUAGUGAGAAGUGGUAUUCUGCAAAAGUGGUAGAAGCAGAUUGGGAUGAGAGGGAAGUUUUGAUACACUUUGACAAGUGGAAUUCGCGAUUUGACGAAUGGAUACCAAUGGACAGCUCUAGGCUUCGUGUAUUGCAAACUCCACAGAACGAACAAGCUUGGAUUCCGCUAUCUCCGGAAGCGAAGAUUCGGGAAUUUACUGUGGGUGAGCGGAUACUCGCUACGUGGGCGGAUGGCAAAAAAUAUCCAGCCAAAGUGAGCGCUGUCCUGACAAAUGACAGGUAUAACGUGCUGUUUGAUGAUGGAUACGCAAAGAUCGUCAAAUCGUCAAAAAUGACCAAAAUCACCCCAAAUCUAACCAAGCAAUUAAAUGAAGUAGACGGGUAUAUUGGUAGCAAACAAGAAAGAAGAGACAAGAAACGGAAGCACAGAGUUACAGACCUGUUUAACUCGAGAAGACGCACGAAACAAGACGCUGACAAAACACCAAAGAAGGAGGAGGAAACUGUCAUCAAAGAGAGUGGAGAAGGCUUUACAGAGAACAAGAUUGAGAUGGACGGUACACAAUACGAUCCCUGUUAUGAUCCAGGAACAGAUUUGUUGAAAGGUUUUGAAUCUCCUGCAAAGAUCAAAUCUUAUUCGAAGAAAAGCAAGAAGGAAGUGCCCAAGAAUGUAGAUUCUGUAGAUUCUGAAGAAAAUUAUGGUCCCGAAUGGAUCAAUGGACAACCACAAGGAGAGGAAGUUUUUAUUGUAGAUGGUAAUGAUGGACCACGUCGAUCUAUAAUAGUACAAGACAAAAGAUUACCUCCUGAUUGGCAAAAACACUUUACGCAAAGAAAAGCUGGCACGUCUGCUGGAAAAUGGGACGUCUUGUUCAUACACACGCAAACUGGGAAGAAGUUUAGAUCCAGAAAUGACAUCAGGGUGUUUAUGGAGAAUCAAGGACAAUACGACUUUGACCCGGAAAGAUUCGACUUCUGUAUACAUCGAAACAGAAAGCGAAACUCCAUGCAUCGCGCGAAACAGGAAGUUACGCCAGAAGUUACAAAGAAAAUUAAGACUUUAUUACCUAAAACGAAAACUUGCACACCUGACAGUACAUUACUUACCACGGUAACAAACGGUAUCGAUACAACACCUGUCGCCUCGACGCCUACUACAUCUACUACGGAUGGAGAGAUGAUCUAUUCUGUCUUUAUCGGACUUCGAGGUAGCCUUCGUGUGGAAAUGGAGGACAGUGCUUAUAAAUGUCCUAAGGAAGGAUGUAACAAAAAUUUUCGAAAAGAAAACUUGCUACAGAUGCAUAUCAAGCAUUAUCAUCCAGAAUAUUCCAAGUUUCUGGGCUCUACUCCAAAAGUUGAAGACUUAGCUUAUGCAAGAACGAUCGGUGAAUCCAUAGAGGAUAUAAUCCCUAAAAAGUCGACGACAUUCUUAGAGAAACUAAAUAAAUCUGCAAAAAAGAAGUCCCUUCCUGAAAAAUCGCCGUCUACUUUAUUACAAUCAACGUUGAACACUGUGCAACCGACAUCUCCGUCAAUACCUGGUCCGACGAUGCCAGAAGAGGAGGAAAUGCAUCAGUUGGAAAAGUGUAAUGACUCGCAGAAGGAGGAUAUAAAAAUUGAAACAAUGUCACCGAUGUCUAGUCACAGUAUGGAAAUUGACGAUGAUAUUGAAAAGAAAAGGGAAAACGUCUGUGCACUGUCUCCUGGUACAUUAUUUGAUAUGAAAGCGAAGGAGGAAAAGAUGCAAGGUGGCAUUAAAACGCUGUUGCCUGUAAGACCGGUCGCAACGUCGGAGACACAAAAAGCCGAUAAGACAAAAUCUUUGGAUGAAAUUACGCACAGUGAACGUGUAAGAAAUCAGAAAAGAAGGCAACUCGCGGAACAUAACGCGGAUCUGCCAACUAAAGCAAAGAAACGACAUGGUAUGUCAGAUCUUACCGAUAAUUUCGGUGAUCUAGAUGACAGUGCUAUGGACGUCGAAGGACCUACGGCACUUAUGUAUAGAUAUAGUCGUAGAAAAUCCGACUCCAAGAGCGACGAAAAUAGCCAAAAUA